Messenger RNA from Rana temporaria (common frog), 2653 nucleotides. RefSeq names its product G protein subunit alpha i3 (gene GNAI3). The transcript has 9 exons. Lineage: Eukaryota; Metazoa; Chordata; Amphibia; Anura; Ranidae. Gene Ontology annotation, molecular function: GTP binding; GTPase activity; G-protein beta/gamma-subunit complex binding. Gene Ontology annotation, cellular component: heterotrimeric G-protein complex. Gene Ontology annotation, biological process: adenylate cyclase-modulating G protein-coupled receptor signaling pathway. The record is from RefSeq and is a predicted model, not a curated record. The coding region runs from base 138 to 1202 and encodes 354 amino acids.
CGCACUGAGUUUCAAGCCAGCCAAGUUGUGUAGCGGUAGUGACGCUAAGCAACAGUGGCUGGCGGAGGAAGCAGGGCGAGGCGGGGAAGUACUGGGGACUUGCAGCCCGAGACGGGUGAUUGUGACCCGGCUCAACCAUGGGCUGCACACUGAGUGUCGAGGAUAAGGCGGCGGCGGAGAGGAGUAAAAUGAUAGACCGCAACCUCCGGGAGGACGGCGACAAAGCGUCCAAAGAAGUGAAGCUGCUGCUGCUUGGUGCUGGAGAAUCUGGUAAAAGCACAAUUGUGAAGCAGAUGAAGAUUAUUCAUGAAGAUGGAUACUCAGAAGAGGAAUGCAGGCAAUACAAAGUGGUCGUCUACAGUAACACCAUUCAGUCCAUAGUAGCCAUAGUGCGAGCCAUGGGGAGGCUGAAGAUUGAUUUUGGAGAUGUGGCUAGAGUUGAUGAUGCUCGGCAGCUGUUUACAUUGGCCAGUACAGCAGAAGAAGGUGUUCUGUCUUCAGAACUUGCUGGAGUUAUUAAGAGGUUGUGGAAGGAUACGGGCGUACAGGCAUGUUUCAGUCGAUCUCGGGAGUACCAGCUUAAUGACUCCGCCUCAUACUACCUGAAUGAUCUGGAUAGGAUCUCGGAGCCCAGCUAUGUUCCCACUCAACAAGAUGUGCUGCGAACACGGGUCAAAACAACGGGUAUUGUGGAGACACAUUUCACUUUCAAAGACCUUUACUUUAAAAUGUUCGAUGUGGGAGGACAAAGGUCAGAAAGAAAGAAGUGGAUUCAUUGUUUUGAGGGUGUAACUGCAAUUAUUUUUUGUGUGGCACUAAGUGACUAUGACUUGCUUCUGGCUGAAGAUGAAGAGAUGAACCGUAUGCAUGAAAGUAUGAAGCUGUUUGACAGCAUUUGCAACAACAAGUGGUUUAUUGACACCUCCAUAAUUCUCUUCCUAAAUAAAAAGGAUUUAUUUGAGGAGAAAGUAACCCGGAGUCCACUGACCAUCUGCUAUCCAGAAUACUCAGGUGCUAAUACUUAUGAAGAAGCUGCAGCUUAUAUCCAAUGUCAGUUUGAGGACCUAAACAGAAGAAAGGACACAAAGGAGAUUUACACACAUUUCACAUGUGCAACAGAUACAAAGAAUGUCCAGUUUGUGUUUGAUGCAGUGACAGAUGUGAUCAUAAAGAGCAAUCUUGUUGAGUGUGGCCUGUAUUAAUCUGCAGCUUGUAGGUAGACAGUUGACUGCUUUGGGAGCCUGGUUUAGAAGAGGUUGUGUCACCCUAUGCACAAGUCAUUCCUGACCACCUUCGAGAGAAUCCGCCUCCACAUCUUAUCGAAUAUGCAGAUGUCCUGAUGCAAGUCCCAGGGACCUGGAUGUGUGAUCCACACGAUGUUGCUUUUCACUUUUCCAGUCUCUCAAUGUCUCAAGAACUGCAUACAAUGGACAUAUGUGACUGUUGUAUAUUGUCUGCAAGAGGACCCUUCUUAGUUUCCAGAUUUAAAGAAACAUCAGUGUUAUCUGACAGUGACCUUUGGGACAUAAUAUUUCUAAAGCAUGUCGUGCUAUAAUUUCAUUUUUGUUACAUUUGACAUUCCCAGUGUUUAAUAUAACUGUUGCUUUUGAAAUUAUUAUUAUUAUUAUUUUUUUUUACUAAGAGGUUUUCACCUUUCAUUGUUGAAAGAGGAGAUGGUCAACCUUGCUUGUCCUCACCGAGUUUGUGCUUUUUUUUUUUUAUAUUGAAACCACUCUUCAGCGGAAUGGUGGAUGUCCUGCUGCAACUACUUUACUUGAUGCAAUUGUUCUCCAUUCUAUUAGAUAAGGUUGUCCAUAUGCUACAUGACAAGGUAUCUUACUAUAAAAUAUAUUUUCAUUCCUUGUUUUCAUUUGUUUAGGGUGAGCUUGUGCCAAAAAGCCUCACGUUUCUUGAUUAAUGAAAAUAUAUGGCUCCUCCAGUGCUUGCUUCACUUCUUUGAAGAUCACCUGAGACCCUGAAAGCCAGGACAUUCUGUAAUGCAAGUUUUGAGCACCUACCUUUUAAGUAACUGCCUUCUCACAUCUUCCACUUCAUGCACUUUUGCUACUAAUUAGUAAUAAAGUGCAGUAGCACUUUGUUAGUAGCACUACUACUGGAGCCAUGGGCAUAUGGACUAUAAAAAAGAGAAAGGAAGUAAAUAGGAAUGUAGGGGGAAAGAGAAGGGAGAAGGGUAAGGGAAUCCCAGGGGGCACAAGCACUUGUCAAUGUUGGGUGGAUAAGAGUGACUGGUUAAAAGACACUAACUGAGAAUGGGAGAUCCACGUUUGCCAGACUUGAGUAAGUUUUGAUUGAGUGUCUGUCAAGAUAGCAGUGAGUUUCUCAUUUAUCAUGAUUUUUUGUAACCUUGGUUUUCAGUUCCUCUCAGAUAAGGGUCAGGUUUUUCAGUCAGCUAGCAUUUUCAACAAGACAACAGCAAUGGCAGCCACAAUAUUUGUCUAAUGAUAGGUUUACUUUGACAGCUGACAAUGCACCUAACUGCCAUCUUAAUUACCAAGUCCUCUUUACAAAAUGUCCACCUACUAUGGUGCCAAAGCUUCAAGUCAGAGUUUAAUGAGGGUUGUCUUUAAUAUCUCCUGUGUAUAGACCAGCUUGUCCUACCUACACUGUAAAAAUCUGACGUUCAAAAAUUUUA